AUGACGUCAUCAGGUCCCAUCGGAGGUAAAAUUAGGGAAGAGGAAGAAAGAGAAAGAUUAGAAGAAGAAAGGCGCAUACAGCAAGAAGAACGGUUAAGGGAAGAAAUGAGAAGAAGAGAAGAGGAACGCAGGAGGGAGUUGGAAAGACGUAAACAGGAAGAAGAGAGAAAGAGACAAGAAGAAUUGGAAAAGGAGUUAGAAAUAAUUAGGGAGGAAGAGAGAAAGAAACAAGAAAAAAUUCGAGCCGAAGAGAAGAAAAAACAGGAUGAUGCGAGAAGAGAAUUAGCGAGAGCUACAAUGGUGGCAGAUGCGAACAAUAUCCAUGAAUUUAAACUGAAACCUGUCAUGUUCCCGCCAGCAACAACAGAGAGGCAACAUGCAAUCGUAGACAUGUUAAAACACGCAUGGAAAGGAUACAAGCGUUAUGCGUGGGGACAUGACCAUCUCAAGCCUAUCAGUCAGACGUACCACGAUUGGUUCGGACUGGCCCUCACCAUAGUGGACGGCUUGGACACUCUGUGGAUAAUGGGACUACAUGAUGAGUUCAAAGAAGGCAGAGACUGGGUUUCCAGUCGAUUGUCUGUCUCCUUCAACGAGUUCCAUGACGUGAAUCUUUUUGAGGUGACCAUUAGAGUGCUGGGUGGUCUGCUCAGUGCCUACCAUCUCUCAGGGGAUGAAGUGUUCCUGGAGAGGGCGAUGGGACUGGCAGAGAGACUGAUGCCAUGUUUCACCAAGUCGCCCUCAGCUAUUCCCUUUUCUGACGUGAACCUCGCCUCUCGUCUUGCUCAUUCACCUAAGUGGUCGCCAGAUAGCAGCACCUCUGAGGUCACUACGCUGCAGCUUGAGUUCCGAGACCUCAGCAGGUCUUGUCAUGACUACUCUUUUGAGGACAUAGCAUUCCAAGUGACUGAACAUGUCCAUGUACUGGAGAAGACUGAUGGUUUAGUUCCUAUCUUCAUUAACCCCAACACUGGAAACUUCCAUGAAAACACUGAAAUUAAACUAGGCGCUAGAGGUGACAGUUACUAUGAAUAUCUGCUCAAACAGUGGAUCCAGACUGGGAAAACACAUGAGUUCCUGAAGGAGGAUUAUUUGAAGGCAGUCGCAGGAAUCAAGAAACGCCUUGCGAAGCGCACACCUACUAAAAACUUGCUGUUCAUUGGAGAGCUUAAGAGUUCUGGCGGCAGGGAAUUUGUUCCUAAAAUGGACCACCUGGUGUGUUUUGUGCCUGGCAUGUUGGCGUUGGGGGUUCACUAUGGGAUGCCGGAAGAGCACUUGUCCAUGGCUGUGGACCUAAUGGACACUUGUUACCAGACAUAUGCUCAGAGACCUACGUUCCUAGCUCCAGAGAUUACGUUCUUCAACUUCAAGCCAAACAAGGAGGAUGAAAGUCAGCCAGAUAUGUAUGUCAAAACCAACGAUGCACACAACUUGCUGCGGCCAGAGUUUAUAGAGAGCCUGUGGUACAUGUGGGUGGUCACAGGCAAUUCUACCUACCAGGACUGGGGCUGGAACAUAUACAAGGCAUUCGAGAGGUACACCAAAGUCCCUGAUGGCGGCUACACAUCCAUCGGCAAUGUCAACAACCCUCUAGACACCAGACCACGAGACAUGAUGGAGUCUUUCUUCAUCAGCGAGACGAUCAAAUACUUCUAUCUUCUAUUCUCAGACAACAGGAAACUGGUGGACAUUGAUAAAUGGGUGAUGAACACCGAAGGACAUCCCUUGCCGAUAUACAAGUCGUGACGAAAUAACUCCGUUAGCCCCUAGUCCAAUGUGAAUUCACAUCUAGCUUUUGCAGUCCAUCUAUUAAUAGUACAAAUUCGGCCUAUAGCGAAUUGUUGACUAAGAUAAUUGCUAGACACAAUUUUAUAAGCUGAGAAAACUCAAGCUUUUAGGUAAUUAUUUGAUCUGACUACAAGGAAUUGUAGCAAAUCGAUCUGAGAUGUGUUAGUAGUUAGGAUAUACAUGUGAGAUGAUGGUUUUUUGGUUCAGUUGGAAUGAAAGCCUAUUUUUGCUCAAGGUGAAAUUUAAGUGCAGUUACAAAGAUUAAAAUAUAUUUUUAGCAAAAGAAAGGCUGACUAAAAAACUUAUUGGCUUUAGGGUUCAGGGUUUUGGAUUAUGUAGGGGAUUUUUGUUUGCCUUGGUGGAAACAACAGAACUUCUGGGUCAUUUGGUAUCAGUGGAUUAUUUGAGCAAAUUUUGCCUGUUAAAGCUUUGUUUUCACGAGAUGUGUCGUGGCUUGUCGUGUUGUGAAAGGCCUAGAUCUGCCAUUUGUCAAGUAUAAUGUUAGAACCGUUUUUCUGUCUUGCAAAUCAUCAGAUGACUCUACAUCUGAAGACCCCUCGAGGUCAUCUAUAAUUGGACAAAACAUGAGAACGACGCUUUAGACACAAAAUACAUAUCUCGCUAAGGACAGGUCUGAAGCCCAAUUAGCUACUAUGCUUAGUAGAUUUCAUAAAAAAUAUUACAAAAACCUAAUCAUCUCACAGAGUUGAUUCUGAACAUGAUCACAAGGCUGUUUAAAUGACUGCUAAUAGUUCAAAUUAAGGUGGCCUAACUGUUGGUGCAUGUAAUAGAAUGUUCAUUCACAAAUACUCUACAUUAAUAGUUACUUUUCGUGCAAUAUAGGUCCUACGGUUCUUACCAUACUUUGUUAAGUUUAUUUCAUUUUAUUUGUCUGUUGUCAUUUAAUUUCGAUAAAUAGUUUUUGUAGGCUUCUGUAAUGAGUGUACUAUGUAGAGCGGAUAAUCUUCAUUCUUGUUUUCAUUUAAACACAUAUUUAAAGACGAUACUUUUACUACUCAGUUUUCUAGGUAAUAAAUAGAUGAACAGAACUUUUUCUGUAAUUAACACGUUCACUGCGGGCGUAUCUGAUCGGAUGUGGGCCGAGCGCUGUUCAGGUGCUGCCGUAACCGAUCGGAUACGCUCGGCAAUGCCUGUCGUAUAUCUUCGUUUUUGCUAUAGCGUCGGUUGAAGGCGGACCUAUACCACGUUAGCGUGUAGUGGGUGACUUGAUUUUUGUUGUGUUGUAGGUUGGUAGUAAAAUUUCCCCAUAAAAUCCCUGUCUGGCAAACUUAAAAAUCAACUUGUUGUUCCGUCUUUCUCCCUUCCAAUUGGCAAUACAAUGGGACCUGCUACGUUCCAAGCAGUGCUGCUAUCUGUGAGUGCUUAGUGAACUACGUCGACUCUUGUUAUAAAGCAGGACAUCACCGCAUGUUAUUUGCUAUUUGUCAUACCGAAAUAUGAGAGCCAAUCACCCGGCAAUCGGGUUUGUUCGACGCUGCGGGCUGCGCCGCACUGGGGCUACGCCUGCCAUAUGAUGGCCCGCAGCGAACGUGUUAAUUAGUUAUCAGUAUUAAAUAUGAAGUAAGUAGUUUAAUUGCACUGCCUGAGCUUUGCAGGACCUAUUUUUAUGAUUACUAGUCCCACACUCGUAAUUUUACAUUUAUGUUUCCAAACAAAAUAGUUUGUGUAGUUUAAACUAGUAUCAACAAUUUUCAUAUAAUAGUUCCUUGAUUAAAAUCCAAAGAACAGUCAUGGCUAAAAGAAGUUCCCCAUGUGAUUAGUUUCUAAUUAUCCUUUGUCACAUUACUUUUGUAAUGGACUAUUUUAAAACGUUUUAAAAAACAAAAUAAACCUAGGCGACUAGGGUUAUAAAUCUGUAUGGUGGAAUUUGUUCAUUAUUGUAAUAAUUUGUUAUGCUUGGUUUACUGAGUACGUGUUAAAUAUUCAGUUAAACAAUUAAUUAGGCCUAAUCUAAGUUUUAAUACUUUUACUUAUGUAGGGCAGACUCAACAAGUAUAUCCAUUGUUAUACUAGCGUCUCAUGGUUCUGGUCAGAAACCGAUGGGGAGUUUCAUUUUCUGCGAAGGAGUGGGGGAUUGUGGGAGAGACCCUCACGUUCAUUAUAAAAUUAAACUGUCAUAACCUAACCUAACCAACCAAACUUGCUGAUAAUAUAAAAAAGAUAUAAGAUUGAAUGAAGGUUUACUAAUCGAAAAAAUAGUUCUGUUCAUAAAAUAAAAUUAUAAAUUCCUCAAAUUCUAACAAAAGAUUUUCAGUUAAAAAGUAAUUGCAUUCUAAGCAAAAUCUUUGACAAAAAGUUAGUGUCACCGGUGGGACUUGUUCUGGAUACCUCAGGAACAUUAGCCGAGUUCUCUAUCCACUACACCACGGACACCAAUAGCUGCACUGCGUAUCGUUGCUGUAAUGGUGUUCUCUCAAGAGAAGAGAGUGAUGUCACGCCCCCCACUCCUUCGCUAAAGAGGUUCUCAUCGGUUUCUGACCAGGAACCAGAGACGCUAUACAUAGUCAUAGGAACAAUGAUUCUACUAAUAUUGAUUAUGAGAAGUAUAAUAACAAUUAUCAAUACAAUACUUCUUAUUCUUAUUGAUUAAAGUGACUAAGACAAGUUAUUGUUCAGGGUUUCUUUUGCUCAUAUUGUUUUAUUUGUUAUUGAAGUAUUCUGUGUUUUGUUUAUGUCUUUUACAGCUAGAGUUCGUUGUGUAUUGUUAUUUUCCUGUUGCUAUAUUGAUUUUGUGACUUCUUUUGUUUGUUUUUCUUCAAUCUUUGUUUCUUAUAGUGGAUGUUAUAGUUGACAGACAUAACUUUUAUGUAUGUAAAUAUAAAUAAUACCAGAACCAAUGAUAAUGUUGUGUUUAAGUGUCUUUUUUAUAGUUUUUGUUUGUUUGGUGAUAUUUGAAUUGCAUAGUAAUCCAUACUUGUGUGACGAAACUAAGAGAUAUUCUGCCGAAAUAAAAGCUAGAUGUGAAUAUGAUACCAAUACGUUUAAUAAAUUUGUGUAUACUUAAAAGGUGUGAUAUAAUGUUUUGGGCUUUGACAGAUCUCUUGUUAUUGAGGUUCUCUCAAAGGUCAAAAUCUUACUGUGUUUGUAUUCUUAACUUUGUUGAUAUAUUCAAGAUGUUAGGAAGCUACUAAAGUUAAUACACUGUGUUUAUUAGUGUGUGAUAUCACUAUAAUAGUUUUAAUAGUGCGAAAACUAUCUUAUAAAAAACAAGAAUCUCUAAUCUAGAUCAAUAAUUAUACAGAAUCUGUAAUCUCUAAUCUGAAAAAGCUUUACAUUUUGUAGCAAUAAUUAGUGAUAUAGAAAAAUGUUAAUUCUGAUUUUUUUCCAAGCAAAAGUGUUCUGUUCACAAUGUAAACAAAUAAAUUUUCUGUUUACCCUGAUAAUAAUAUUGUAACUACAAUUUAUCAAGAAUAUCUAUUUUAGAAAAACAUUUUAUUGUUAUUCUAAACUUUUGUAGGCCUAAUUGUGAAAUAAUUUUUGUUACUAGCAAAUUGAUGUUUUCUUUACUUUAAGAAAACUCAUAUAUUUUCAAAGGAAAGAGGUUUUUGGAAUUUCACUGUGUACAAUCAUUGAGGAAGUGUUCUCUGUCUGUUUAGGUUGGGUCAUCAUUGGCUAAAGUUUCAGUGCCGAAGUUCAAGAUCCCAAUCUCUUGUGUGAACCUUGAUUUACACUAAGGUGCAGCUUUUCAAAUGGCUAGAGGGAGAUUCAAUUCCUCCCAAUUACUAAUGGCAAUUUCCCCCCUCAUAAUGCUGUUUCAAAGCUCAAAUUAAGGUGUUGCCCUUUAGGAAAAAGGUAAUACCUCUUAGCCAGAGAAAAGGGUGUGUUUUUUCAUUGGCAUCACUUCUCAAAAGUUCUACUGUAAAUUCUUUUUUUGAAGACUUCCAAAACCUAACCUUUGUCCCAAAAUGUAUUUUGUGUUACACUUCCCCUGGCUAGGCUACGUUAGCACUGACCUAAUAAAAAAAAGUACAAGAUCUAUUAACUUGUUUAGCAAUAUUCUUGUAAUUUUAACUUGAAAGUAUGUUGAAAAAAUGUUUUGCCUUGGUUUUUAUGAUUUUAUCUCUGACACACACUGUUAAAGGGGUUUCAUGAAAAUUAGCUCUUGUUUGAGGCUUUUGUAUAAAGUUUUUUAGUAUGUUCUCUAAAAUGUGUUUUAUAAUUUGUUUAAAAUUUUUUGGUGUUUAUACAUAUUUUUGUUAUCCCAUAAGUUUUGUUAGAUACAUUACGAGAGGGACCUACCCGAAACCAAAAGAAGGAUAUUUCUUGGUUUUCCCUACUAAAAGCCAUAAAAUAGUUUAAUCAACUUUUAAAUAAAAUCUGUAACGUUAAUUUUGGUACAAAUAUUUUUCAUCGUUUUGCUAAAAUGUUUACAACUUUUCCAUUAUACAGUUCUGUAAAAGUAUGCUUAAUUUGUCCGAUGGGUAAAAACUGUAUGCAAACUCCCUGUAAGAUGUAUAAUUUUAUUAAGUUUCUUAAACUACCUUCACCUUCAAUAAGCUGUCUACAUUUUUGUUUAAUCUCACUGAGGUCUUCUCAUUUUAAUAUCUUUUGUUUAUAUUUUACUUCUAAAAAUGGCUGUGUAAUGUUGUAAAGUAGUUGUACUGCCUUUACACAUCUGUUAUUGGAUCUGCUAUGUUUAGUUCUAAGUCCUCUGUUAAAGUAAAGAGACCAUGUAUUAUAGCAACAAAGUUAGGCAAUGUAAGGUGGCAUUUUCACUACCCUAGUCCAAUUCAGACUCUGUUGUAAGAGUCUUAGCUAAAGAACUGUUCGUACUUAGGUGAUUGUUGAUUGUUGUACAGUUGUACCAUAUUUAUGAGGAAUUGUGUACAGUUAGUAAAUAAAUAAAUUUAUGUUAAAAACUCA
This is a messenger RNA of Macrosteles quadrilineatus (aster leafhopper), 6672 nucleotides long. RefSeq names its product endoplasmic reticulum mannosyl-oligosaccharide 1,2-alpha-mannosidase-like. Bases 1 to 1746 code for a protein of 581 amino acids. Gene Ontology annotation, cellular component: endoplasmic reticulum; membrane. The transcript has 9 exons. NCBI's taxonomy places the organism in Eukaryota, Metazoa, Arthropoda, Insecta, Hemiptera, Cicadellidae. Gene Ontology annotation, biological process: N-glycan processing; carbohydrate metabolic process. The record is from RefSeq and is a predicted model, not a curated record. Gene Ontology annotation, molecular function: mannosyl-oligosaccharide 1,2-alpha-mannosidase activity; calcium ion binding.